This is a messenger RNA of Gadus macrocephalus (Pacific cod), 1160 nucleotides long. RefSeq names its product centrosomal protein 20 (gene cep20). Bases 425 to 886 code for a protein of 153 amino acids. Gene Ontology annotation, biological process: cilium assembly; microtubule anchoring. Gene Ontology annotation, molecular function: protein binding. Lineage: Eukaryota; Metazoa; Chordata; Actinopteri; Gadiformes; Gadidae. The transcript is spliced from 4 exons. The record is from RefSeq and is a predicted model, not a curated record. Gene Ontology annotation, cellular component: motile cilium; centrosome; ciliary basal body.
ACAAGCGGUUCUGCCCCUAUCUGUACCUUAGUGACAUCACAAGGUGGCGUUUCCACCUGUAGCUUUUAAUGACUAAUCACACUCACACCUCUAGGCAUAAUAACACGCCUUUAAGGAUUUAACUAGUAACUAGGCUUACCGCCAACUCAUCCAUAGACCACAGUUCCGAUUACUACAAAGUCAUGCUUAGUGAUGAGUGUUUUCCAUUAUUGCCAAAUUGUAUCCGCACCAAAUAGAGCAUUUGCGCAAUAAUAUGAUACAGACCUGAGCCAGUGAAUGUCCUUGGCUUGAUUCCCAUCAUGACCACUAGAGGGAGGGAGACGUCAGGGAACCCUUGAGCAGUAGUGAAGGUCCUCGGUGUGAUUCCCAUCCUGACCACUAGAGGGGGGCAGAUUUCAGUGAGUUUUUGUUUACAUUUGUUGCAAUGGCGACCAUCGGAGAACUGAAGAGCGCGGUGCGGGACACGCUGGAGUCGCGCGGCGUGCUGAACCAGCUGAAGGCCCGCAUCCGCGCGGAGGUGUUCAGCGCCCUGGAGGACGGCAGCGAGCCCCGCCCCCCCCUGUCCCACCACAACCUGCUCAUCAACCAGCUGGUCGGCGACUACCUGGAGUUCAACCAGUACCGCUACGCCGCCUCCGUGCUCAAGGCAGAGUCGGGCCAGCCUGAGGUCCCAUUGGACCGGCAGUUCCUGGCCAACCAGCUGAAGGUGGUGGAGGACGUAGGCUCCAAGUCGGUGCCUCUUCUCUACGGCCUGGUGUCCCACUUCCUCAACAGCGGCGGGGAGAAUGGGGGGCCCGUGUUCCUGAGGGCCCCUGGCCCCCCUUCUGUGGGGGCCCCUUCUCGGGGGGGCCCUGCUGGAGACACGGUGGCCGGACGUGAUGCCUGAGUCCCCUCGACGAGGGCGCGAUGUGGAGGAUGCUGUUGCCCCCGGAAACCUGAUAUUCAAAGUCUCUGUUUCAAGCGGUCCGUUGAGUUCAACAGGAUUCUGCUUCGUUUUGAUGAAGACGUAUUUGUUAUUUCAAACCUUUUUGGGAUUCAGGGAAGAUGAAUAGUUAUGUGAAGGUUGCCUUGAAAUGUGAUACAAUUACAAUCCUUUUCUUUAAUGUAUUUUGUUGGUCGUUAAUGUGUUUUUGGUAUUUUAAUAAAUCUUAAUUUUUUGA